Messenger RNA from Impatiens glandulifera, 3442 nucleotides. RefSeq names its product importin subunit beta-1-like. The record is from RefSeq and is a predicted model, not a curated record. Bases 262 to 2883 code for a protein of 873 amino acids. The transcript is spliced from 3 exons. NCBI's taxonomy places the organism in Eukaryota, Viridiplantae, Streptophyta, Magnoliopsida, Ericales, Balsaminaceae. Gene Ontology annotation, molecular function: small GTPase binding; nuclear import signal receptor activity. Gene Ontology annotation, cellular component: nucleus; cytoplasm. Gene Ontology annotation, biological process: protein import into nucleus.
AUCAUUUCGUCGUCUUCCAAACCUUCUUGUAAUUUGAAAAAGUCUCUUACCAGAGUAUAAUUCGCAACUUCUCAGCGUAUUUCCGAGCCGUUUGCAUUGGGUUUGGAUUGGAUUGUUUACUCUCUCCUCUCUCUCUCUCUCUUUCUCUCCACCCAAAACACUCUGUAGGGUUUCUUUCUCUCUCGCCGCUUCUGUGUUCUGUCUCAGCUUCCACCUUUUCCCCCUUCUCAGCGACCACUUGCUUCGAUCCGACUGUUGAUAAUGGCUAUGGAAGUUACUCAGAUACUUUUGAAUGCACAAUCUGUUGAUAGUUCUGUUCGUAAUCAUGCUGAGGAGAGCCUGAGACAGUUUCAGGAGCAAAACCUUCCUAGUUUUUUGCUAUCUUUAUCUGGAGAACUUUCGAAUGAUGAGAAGCCAGUUGAGAGCCGUAAAUUAGCGGGGUUAAUCUUGAAAAAUGCAUUGGAUGCGAAAGAGCAACAUAGGAAAAUCGAAUUAGUACAGAGAUGGCUGUCGCUUGAUGCUUCUACCAAAUCCCAUAUUAAAUCAUCCUUAUUGAAAACACUCAAUUCUGUUGCUCAAGAAGCCCGUUCUACAGCAUCACAGGUUGUAGCGAAAGUGGCUGCAAUAGAGCUUCCGCACAAACAAUGGCCGGAGCUUAUUGUAACCCUCUUGUCAAACAUUCACCAGCAACCGGCUCAUUCCAAACAGGCCACUCUCGAAACCCUCGGUUACUUAUGUGAAGAAGUCUCUCCAGAAGUUAUUGAUCAAGAACAGGUGAACAAGAUCCUCACGGCCGUUGUUCAAGGGAUGAACUCGGCCGAAACCAACAAUGAAGUCAGACUCGCUGCCACUAGGGCGUUGUAUAAUGCCUUGGGAUUUGCGCAGGCGAACUUUUCAAACGAUAUGGAACGCGAUUAUAUCAUGAGAGUCGUAUGCGAGUCUACCCUCUCGCCGGAAGUUAAGAUUCGUCAGGCUGCCUUCGAGUGCCUUGUUGCGAUUGCCUCGUCGUAUUACGACAAAUUAUCACCUUACAUCUCCGAUAUUUUCAACAUCACCGCGAAAGCGGUGAAGGAAGACGAUGAGCCCGUCGCUCUACAAGCGAUUGAGUUUUGGAGUUCCAUCUGCGACGAAGAGAUCGAUAUCUUGGAAGAAUAUGGUAGCGAAUUCACAGGAGAUUCCGAGAUUCCCUGCUUCUAUUUCGCGAAGAAAGCCCUCCCGGUUCUUGUUCCCAUGUUACUUGAGACUCUACUAAAGCAGGAAGAGGAUCAAGAUCAAGACGAGGGAGCGUGGAAUAUUUCAAUGGCGGGUGGGACUUGUUUGGGUCUGGUUGCGCGUACUGUAAGAGACGAUAUCGUCCCUCUCGUAGUUCCUUUCGUCGAAGAAAACAUAAGCAAACCAGAGUGGCGACAAAGAGAGGCUGCCACUUACGCGUUUGGUUCAAUUCUCGAAGGACCCUCGCCCGAUAAGCUCAUCAGGCUGGUCGAUUCUGCCCUUUCGUUCAUGCUGAACGCUCUCAUAACAGAUCCAAACAACCACGUGAAAGACACGACAGCCUGGACUUUGGGGAGGGUAUUUGAAUUCCUUCACGGAUCAACUGUCGAAACUCCGAUAAUAAACCAAGCGAAUAUCCCACAAAUCAUCAACGUUCUUCUUCAGAGCAUGAAAGACGUGCCUAACGUCGCUGAAAAGGCUUGCGGUGCUCUCUAUUUCCUCGCGCAAGGAUAUGAGGAUAUCGAUUCCCCGUCGUCUCCUUUAACUCAGUAUUUCCAGGAGAUAGUUCAGUCUCUACUCGCAGUCACACGCAGAGAAGAUGCUGGAGAGUCGCGUCUUCGAACAGCUGCUUACGAAGCCUUAAACGAAGUGGUUCGGUCUUCGACCGACGAAACGGGCCCCAUGGUUUUGCAGCUAGUUCCGCUCAUCAUGAUGGAACUCCAUAACACGCUCGAAGGAGGGCUGAAGCUUUCAUCCGACGAACGGGAAAAGCAAAACGAGUUACAGGGGCUUCUCUGUGGAUGCUUGCAGGUUAUGAUACAAAAAUUGGGCUCAUCUGACGUUACGAAAUACGUUUUCUUGCAAUUUGCCGAUCAGAUGAUGGGUUUAUUCUUGAAAGUGUUUGGUUCCAGAAGCGCAACCGCACACGAAGAGGCUAUGCUCGUCAUAGGAGCGCUCGCGUACGCUAUGAGCUCCGAUUUCGCUAAGUACAUGCCAGAGUUCCACAAGUACUUGGAAAUUGGUCUUCAGAAUUUCGAAGACUAUCAGGUUUGCGCAAUCACUGUGGGAGUUGUUGGGGAUGUAUGCAGGGCGAUUGAGGACAAGAUACUUCCGUAUUGUGAUGGGAUAAUGACUCAACUUCUUAAGGACUUGUCGAGCAAUCAGUUGCAUCGAUCUGUGAAGCCUCCCAUAUUCUCGUGCUUUGGUGACAUUGCUUUGGCUAUUGGGGAGAAUUUCGAGAAGUAUUUGAUGUAUGCGAUGCCCAUGCUUCAGGGUGCAGCUGAACUAUCUGUACAUACAUCUGCGGUUGAUGAUGAUAUGAUUGAAUACACUAAUCUUUUAAGAAAUGGGAUUUUGGAGGCGUAUUCAGGUAUCUUUCAAGGUUUCAAAGGCUCACCCAAAACACAGCUAUUAUUAUCAUAUGUUCCCCAUGUCCUCCAAUUCUUGGAUAACCUAUACAUGGAGAAAGACAUGGAUGAGGUUGUGAGUAAGACGGCAAUUGGUGUCCUGGGAGACCUAGCAGACACAUUGGGUCCAAAUGCAGGACCUCUGAUUCAGCAAUCGGUGUCAUGCAAAGAAUUCUUGAACGAGUGUUUGUCGUCUGACGAUCAUUUGGUUAAGGAAUCUGCUGAGUGGGCUAAGUUGGCUAUAGGUAAGGCUAUUAGCUUUUGAGAUCACUUUCUUGGCUGCUGUAUAUUCUGUAAGUCCUUGCAUGCAUUUGGGUGUCCUGGUUUUGCAUACCAUGAGUCUGGUCGUCGGGUCGGGUCAAUCACCAUUUUCGGAGGAAGGUUUUGUCAGGUUUCAUGUCCAACUUUAAUAUCUUGUUGAAGCUGAGGAGAAAGAGUGAGAUAAGAUGUGGUUAAUUUUUGCUCUCAAUCUCUUCAAUAGUCAUCACAGUUCUUGCGAGUUCUGACAAUGAGACGGGGAAGAUUCGUCUGUUCUAGCCUCCAUUUUGGGUAUAUGUUUCCUUAUUUGUUUUUUUUUGGGUUUUUUUGCCCGGUUGCAGAAAUGCAGUGUCGAAAUUGUUGCAUACAUUUGUUAUUUAUUGACGUUAGCGGCGAUAUAUUGGUCUGGUUUUUUCUUUGUUCAUCAUAUGUAUUAUUGCUGCAACAUACAUAUGCUUUGGUCAAGUGGAUUUGUUGACACCCACAUAGUUAUAUUUAUUGCAUACAUACUCUGUUGUUGCAAAAUACAUUACAAGUUUUGUUUAUUAAAGUCAUGCAUUUGGUCA